UCACAAAUCCACGCAAGACUGCAGGUCAGCAAGAUCUGGUUGUCAACAACCCACUCUCCCAAGAUGAAGGGAGUCUGUGGAAUAAAUUCUUCCAAGAUAAGGAGUUGAGAGGCAUGAUCAAACAAGAUGUUUUACGGACAUUCCCAGAGAUGCGGUAUUUCCAGGAGGAGAAUGUGCGAACCAAGUUAAUUGACAUCCUUUUUUGCUACGCCAGGGAAAAUGAACAGUUACUUUACAAACAGGGAAUGCAUGAGUUGCUGGCUCCGAUAGUUUUUGUGCUGCACUGUGACCAUCAGGCCUUUCAACAUGCCAGUGAAACCGCCCAUCCCAGUGAGGAAAUGAAGGUUCUGCUUGAUCCCCGGUUCCAUGAACAUGAUGCAUAUGCAAUGUUUUCUCAGCUCAUGGAGACAGCUGAGCCUUGGUUCUCCAGCUUUGAGCGGGAAGUGAGGAAGGGGAAAGAGGAGAUGCUGACCAGCAUACCGUUUGCCAGGCCCCAGGAUUCUGGACCCUCAGUUGCCAUAGUGACAAAAGUUAACCGUAUCCAAGACCAGUUGGUCAAAAAACAUGACAUUGAACUGCACAUGCACCUCAACCGAUUAGAGAUUGCCCCACAGAUAUACGGCAUCCGCUGGGUCAGGCUGCUGUUUGGGAGGGAAUUCCUGCUGCAGGAUCUCUUGGUUGUGUGGGACGCCCUGUUUGCUGACAGUAUCACUCUCGACCUGGUGGACUACGUGUUUGUGGCCAUGCUGCUGUACAUCAGAGACGCAUUGAUUGCCAGUAACUUCCAGACGUGUCUGGGCCUUCUGAUGCACUACCCUCCUAUUGGAGACGUCCAUGCUCUGUUACAGAAAGCCCUAUUUCUCAGAGACCCUAAGAAUAAUCCACGACCGGUAAACUAUCAGUUUCAGCAGAAUCUUGACUAUUACAAGACUCGAGGAGCUGACCUGGUCAGUAAAACCCGUGCUACCACUAAGACAGCUCCCCUCAACAUGAAUAAAGUCUCCAGCUCACUGCUCAGUUUUGGUCGGAAGCUCAUUGCCCCGGCAAUGGGGGCCGGGUCCAGUGGAAUCUCCCCAAUCAACAGCGAAGUGAUGUCUGCCCCGCCUCCACCAACCCGCCCACUAACUGAGCCUCCUCCUAGCCCCUCCCCUUUAAACACACAGCUACAGAGCCAAACAAAUGUGCACACCCAGCAUCGCCUCCUCAAGUCUGAGAGCAUGCCAGUGCACCUCAGCAAAGAUGUAGGAUCUGGAGGAGUCUCUCACAUAUCUCUUCCUGCCCAGAUGGUCUCUGACACAACAGGCCCCUCCUCCAGGACGGUCAGCUCCUCACCCAGCGUUGAGAGUUUGUCAGGUGGGCGGGAUCACACCAUGUCAUCUCCUCCACUGUCUGUCUCCAGGGGGCGGGAGGGUAGCACCUCAUCCCCGCCCCUGUCUGCUACAAAAAAAGACUCGUUCUUCAACAUCAGCCGGUCACGUUCCCACAGCAAGAGUGUGGGCAGGAAAGACAUGGAGGAGUUGGAGGCUCAGGUGUCUUUGCUGCAGGGUCAGAUUAAUGACUUGGAGGCCAUGAGUAAAUACUGCGCAAAAAUGAUGAACGUGCACAUCGGUAAGAUUCAGGAUGUGAUACUACAGGAACACCUCGAGAAGGAGGACGAGGCUCUCGUGUCGCUCGCUGGACUCAAACAAAUUAAAGAUAUCCUGAAGGGAGCACUGCGUUUUAACCAGAGCCAGCUAGAGGCGGAGGAGAACGAGGAGAUAACCAUCGCUGACGACCAUUACUGCUCGGCAGGACAACAGACCCAGCGGUGCCAAGCCAUGACUGAGCCCAGUGGUGCCGACCAGGACCAGCACCACCAUCUCAGUCAGGAAGAACCCGGGUCACAGGAUGACCCAAUCACGGCAACCACAAAAUCACCCACAAUACCCAAAUCACAGAUGUCUAAUGGGAGGAACUGGGAUGACUACAUCCUGGUCUCACAGGAUGGUGAACUACAGCCAGUGGAAGGGGAGGAGCCUAGUGGAACUUUAGCCGCGCCCUUUAAGAUUGGCCAACGGUCUCACAGCAGGGCGGAGUUUCAUGACCCUCUGACAGGAAAUGCUUCAGGCUCGUCCAGCCCGGAUGAAGGCAGCACUAACAGCAAGGACUCUGACUUCACUAUUGUCAACCCUGCUGACCUUUAAACUUUGACCCCCCUGCCCUUAUGUGACCCCUGUAUCCAAGAAGCCCCACUACUGGACUUUUUGCACGUGUGCUCAGGCUUGUAGCCUGUUGUGCCCUCUGACCUAACCCUCUGACCCUAUGUACACCCCAACCUGGACCCUUCAGUGCACAACCCUGACCCUAAUCUCAAUAUCCUAAAACGUAAUGGGCUUUUUACUGUUUACCUGCACCCGUGAUCUUUCCCUGCUACCAACCCACAAAUGUAUGCCAUACUGCCUGCUCCCUAAGUUUAACAUACUACCUUCAUACCCCCUACUGUAUGUCUCCCCAAAAAAUGAAUUUCCAUUGAACUUUAAACCUACUUUUUCAUUUACUGCCCUGUAGCACACUGUCAGAUCACAUCUUGUCCAUCGCUGUUUCCUUCCCUCUGUCUCUCCUCUUCAGACUUCUCCUUCUCUCAGAGAUGAUAUCUGUGCUACAGUGCUGGAUUCAACAAGAUGCCUUUGUAUUCCAGAACUCUCUCUCUGUCCCUCUCUCUCUCUCUCUCUCUCUG
Messenger RNA from Chanos chanos (milkfish), 2716 nucleotides. RefSeq names its product TBC1 domain family, member 5 (gene tbc1d5). Lineage: Eukaryota; Metazoa; Chordata; Actinopteri; Gonorynchiformes; Chanidae. The record is from RefSeq and is a predicted model, not a curated record. The transcript is spliced from 17 exons. Gene Ontology annotation, molecular function: GTPase activator activity. Bases 114 to 2183 code for a protein of 689 amino acids. Gene Ontology annotation, biological process: activation of GTPase activity.